Molecule: messenger RNA, 1257 nt
Organism: Aspergillus wentii DTO 134E9
Lineage: Eukaryota; Fungi; Ascomycota; Eurotiomycetes; Eurotiales; Aspergillaceae
Product: Zn(II)2Cys6 transcription factor domain-containing protein
Exons: 2
Coding region: 1-1257 (418 amino acids)
Biological process (GO): regulation of transcription by RNA polymerase II
Molecular function (GO): DNA-binding transcription factor activity, RNA polymerase II-specific; zinc ion binding
Source: RefSeq, a predicted model, not a curated record
AUGUCAGAUACUCUCGCAGAAAAGAGAUUCUCUCGCAAAUCCCAUCGCAAGUCCCGUCAUGGCUGCGGGAACUGCAAGCGCCGUCGGGUCAAGUGCGACGAGGCCAAACCGUGCUUGAAUUGCGUCCGACACUCGAUUGACUGCGACUUUUUGGAUCCCAAAGCGUCCAGCGAGACUUCUCAAAAGCGAUCCGGUCGGACGUCCAGGCCAACGUUUCGCUUUGUGCAUUCCACCCGUUCCAAGACUCUAUCACAGUCGCCAUCGGCAACUUCACUUCCUGACUCCAGUCCGAUUCCAAAUGUUCCAAGUAUCCCAGCUCAGGAUGAUCGUCCAUUAUCUUACGACGACUUUCAGCUUCUCCACCAUUACCUGACCUCACCACAGUGCACCUUUGGCGAUAAAGAAAGCCACGACUUUUGGAAAGUCACCAUCCCCGAAAUCGGGUUCAAGUUCCACUUUGUUCUGCAUUUCCUCCUGGCCUUAUCAGCGCUCCACCUGAGCCGUGAACAACCGUCUCUCCAGCGCAAAUAUGUUCUCCAAGCAGAAGAGCACUACUUAAUCGCCCUGUCACGGGUAACCUCCCUACUCUCUCACAUGGACGCCGAAAACUGUCAAGCACUCUACGUCUCCGCCAUGCUUAUUUGCUUUCAUCAUUUCGCCAAAGGACCCCAGCAAGGAGACUACAUGAUCUUCGCCGACCAUGGCCAGGCAGAAUGGCUAGGUCUACUUCGGGGCGUUAGGACGAUCAUCUCCACGAUGCGCGAUGAGUUUGCAUCGAAUAUCCCACAUGGGCCGCCACGGUCACCAUCCCAGCACCAGCAACUGUUCGAUCAUAAACCGGAUCAAUACGAGGAGCGGUUAUCACAACUCCGCCAAUUCGUCAUAGACCAUACAGCAGAAGACCCAGCUUCUGACGUCUGCGUAGAGGCUGUCGAUGCCCUGUCUCAAAGCUUUACGUCAAUAUACGAGAAUUCAUUCUCAGUAGAUGCUUUUUCGCCUUGGGUGUUUGGCUGGCUAUAUCGCCUAUCAGACGAGUUCAACUCUUGUCUACAGCAAAAACAGCCGGUGGCGUUGGUUAUAUUCGCCCAUUUUACAGUCUUAUUGAAAGAACUGGAAAUUGAUCCGCUAUGGUUUAUGCGUGGCUGGUCUCACCAUGUUAUGGACGGGAUCAAUUGCUAUCUACACGAGGAAGAUAAAGCCUGGAUACAAUGGCCAAUGGAGCAACUUGGGUAUUCUGUUACAACUGAUACUCGAUGA